UUCUAACGCGGACGAUUUUGAUCUGCUACUCCCUCAAACCUUCAUUUUGCAUCACAAGAGAAAAUGGGAGCAGUAACCUAAUUCUGAAAUCCAUGCUGGUAGGCUUCUAACAUACUUUCAAAUAUGCUUUCCUGGUCCUCAUUAAUCCUGAUCUAGCCUCCGAGUUUCCUUUCGCAUAAGGUGUAGCCGCCAGGACCCCAAAGCUGAGUUGGUAGCCGGAGCUUCCAUCACCGAUUGCCGCCAAGUUCGAUUCGUUUCUAUAGGCAGAGAUUAAAUUAUAUCUGUAUUGAACUAUAUUUGCAUCAAAUGAAAUUGAUAUGUUGAAUGUUGAAUGAAAUUAUUGAGCACAUGGUUUUAUGAAUUUUUUUGGGAGUGCUAAGAUAAUAUUGUUGUUUAUCCAGCCACUCGAUCUUAUUUUCAUUGCAGAUCCAUACCCGCUGUGUUUUUUUGUGGUACUCAAUUACAAGUAUUUAAUAAACAUUAAAGUUUCAUUUUCAGAAUUUUCAUAUAAUACUAUUUUGAUUAGCAAAGCUUUGCAACAAGUAUUCAGGGGAGGUGUAGAAAUUUGUAUUAAGUAUUACUCGUAAGACUUAUUUUCAAACAUUAAGAAGUGGAUAUCUAUAUUGGUAACAAAACUAAAACAACUAAGCAUAUGCAGUUAUUAUAUGUAAUUGGGAAACUGAGUAUUAAUCAGUUAUGAAAAGCUAUAAUCAAUGGUUUGUUUUAUGUCUCCUAUUAUUUUCAGUUAGAACGGUGCAGAUAGAACUUGGAUGAAAUUGCCUAGAAUCCAUCCUAAGUAUAAGGAUGGAGUGAAUGAAUUUCUUAAUUUAGCAUUUACAAGAGCGGCGGUUGAUGGUUGUAUAAACUGUCCAUGUAAGAAAUGUGUUUUUCGCGACUUGCAUAAUUGGGAAAAUGUUCAUAGUCAUUUGAUCUGCCAUGGUUUUGUUGAAGGCUACACUUUAUGGAAUUUCCAUGGAGAAGGUUUGCCUUCAAUGGAAAUAGAACAGAGUAUGGACUGUGAUAGCAAUGAUGAGGGCUUAAAUGACAUUGAUGAUAUAGAUAUGUUAUUGAAUGACACUUUUGGAAAUCUCGGAGAAGGAGAAGAGCAAAAUGCGGGAGCUAAUAAUUUUUUUAAGUUGAUGGAAGAGGGUAAGAAGGAAUUGUACCCAGGUUGCAAGAAUUUUUCAAAGCUCUCUUUCACUAUUCGUUUGUAUCUUUUCAAAUGUAUAAAUCGAGUGAGUAAUGUAGCAUUUUCAGAUUUAUUAGAACUUCUACAAGAGGUAAUGCCGGAGGCAAACCUUCCAAAAUCUUAUUAUGAAGCCAAAAAAACUAUCAAUAGUUUGGGUUUGGGUUACAAAAAGAUACAUGCUUGCCCAAAGGACUGCAUACUUUAUAGGAAAGAAUAUGAGAAUGCUGAAUCAUGUCAUGUUUGUGGUACUUCUAGAUGGAAAGAGUAUGACCAGAAGGAGAUAAAUGAGGGAAAUAGGAGUAAAAUUCCUGCAAAAGUAUUGAGACAUUUCCCUUUACAACCUAGGCUUCAAAGGAUCCUUAUGUGUUCUGAAACAGCAGAAGAAAUGACUUGGCAUGAAAGAAAGCGUAAGAAUGAUGGAAAUCUGAGACAUCCGGCUGAUGGUCAAUGUUGGAAAGAUUUUGAUUCUAUGUUUGCAGACUUUGCUAAAGAUCCACGUAAUGUAAGACUGGGUUUGGCAAGUGACGGAUUCAGUCCAUUUGGUACAAUGAGUGUUUCUCACAGUACAUGGCCAGUGGUACUUAUUAACUACAAUUUGCCACCUUGGAUGUGUCUUAAACCAGAAUACCUCAUUCUAUCAUUACUCAUACCAGGGCCUAAUUAUCCAGGAAUGGAUAUUGAUGUUUAUCUACAACCGUUAAUCGACGAGUUGAAGGAAUUGUGGCAAUAUGGAGUUGAAACAUAUGACGCAUUUAGUAAACGAUACUUCAAUAUGCGUGCUGCUUUAUUAUGGACAGUCAACGAUUUUCCCGCUUAUGCUAUGCUAUCUGGUUGGAGUACACAAGGGAGACUUGCAUGCCCUUGUUGCCAUUAUGACACAUGCUCCCAAUAUUACUAUGUUCCAAACAAUAUAUAAUUUUUGCUAACUGUUUCAUCUUAAAUUAUGUGAUUUACAGAUGAAAGAGACACAAGGUCCUAAAUCAAAUGCUCUCCUUACAGAGUAUGAGAAACAAAGGUUGUCCAGGAUUGAAAGUAAUCUACGCAUAAUGAAGGGAAAGGGAGUUGAUAAUGUAUUGAUACCUUUCAAUAUGUUAAAACAAAGAAAUGAUGCAUCAACACUUGGUAAGGAAAAAAUUGCACAUCUGGAAGAUGUGGAUGAAGACUACUUCUCUUAUAAUCAAGAUUUUGUGUCUAAUCCUUACAAGGAAAUGAAAAGGAAUGAUUCCUCUUUGAGAAGUGGCACAAUGAAUCACAAUGAGAGGGAAGUUCCAAAAAGAAAGUGCAGGGAUCACUCCACUAAAAAAAAAGGUUACUGUGCAAGAGGAUGAUGUGGUUGAGAUUGAUAUGGAUGUAUCAAAGAUGGAUGUUGCCAGGAAGAAGGACCCAAUCAAUAAAAGUGGGAGGCCAGAUCGAGAAAGAAUAAAUGAUUGUUCUAAAAAAAGAAGAGGAUGGAACCUCUGAUGUCAAGCCAGCCUAUGUCUACUUUUGUGGAAAAAACAAAUAUGGUUAUUGACGAUUUUGAAGAUGUGCAACUCAGCCGCAAGAGACAUGUGAAUGUGGUAAAUUACAGUAGUGUAAAUUAAUAUUGCAUGAAAUAUAUAUCUUUCAAAUUGUUAUUCUUUUUUUAAAGGCUACAAAAGAAGUCCACUCUAGUACAAACUGGGCAAUGAUAGAAAAUGAAAAUGAAGUUGAUCCAAUUCAAAGUGGAGAUGAUGAGAGUACUACAAAAGAUACAAGCCUAAAAAAGAAGCAUAGGGGGAAGACAAUGUUACACAAGGUCCAUAUACGAAAACCAGAUGAGCGCAAAGUCAUUACUCUCAAUGAGUAUAACCAACCAAUUGGACCGGAUGAGGCUACAUGCUCUGAGUUUUCUCAAUUUCUUGGAACCAUAGCUCAUAGUGCAUCACUAGCACCUCUGAACUAUGUCAGUUGGCCAAAAGUGCCAAACAAAGAGAGAAUGUGGCAAUAUGUUAACUCAAAGUACAUUAUUCCACCAGUAGGAAAAAAAUGGGUUAUAAGAUCAAUAAAUGAUAACUGGAGGACAUACAAAAGUCGUGUGAAGGAAGAACAUUUUGACAAAUAUGAAUCUAACUCAGAGAGAUGGAUUCAACGCCCAAAAGACGGUAUCACUGAAGAGCAGUUUAGAGAUCUUAUUCGUUUUUGGAACACUCCUCAAUCAAAGAACCGGUGCCUUCGAAAUAAGUGUAGUCGAUCAAAACAAACAGACAUGCCAACUACUGGACGUGUUUCAUUUGCGAGAUUGAAACACCAGUUGACAACUCAAAGUGAAAACAACAAGAUACCCACAGAAGUUCAAAUGUAUGAAGAGACACGUAAGAGAAAAGAUGGUCGAACCUACAAGACUUCAUUUGAUGAAACGAGUGUAAAACUUCAAGCAAUGAAAGAUAUUGAAUCUACACAAGGAAAUGAUGAGACCAAUUCUGAAGAUGCAUUUGCAAAAGUAAUGCCUAAGGAAUACAGUGGACGUGUUCGGCUAUAUGGAAGAGGUGUCACCAAUAAAGAUAUUGUGGAAAAGAAAGGUGAAAAAUCACACAGCAUCCCAAAUAAUGCAUUACAAACUUUGAGGGAAGAAAUGCAAAAGGAAAUGGAUGAAAAACUUGCAAUUGAAAGAGCAAAAAUGGCUGAAGAGUUUGAGGUUGAAAAAGCACGUAUGUCAGAAAAUGUACUAACAUUUGUGUUAAAACAGUUGCAAAGUACUAUUCCAGGAUUAAGCUUGGUUCCUCAAACAAUAUUAGCAUCUGCCAAUCUCAAGGAUGCAUCAAACUGAUUCCAGAAGAAGUUGACAUACAUGUGCAAGGAUGGAUAUAUAUAUAUAUAUAUAUAUAUAUAUAUAUAUAUAUAUAUAUAUAUAUAUAUCCAUACAUGUGCAAGGAUGGAUAUAUAUAUAUAUAUAUAGUGAUGUUAUUUUGCUGAACCACUUGGUAUUAGACUUUAACUGGACAAAGUGGUUUUUGUAAUACCUUGAUUUGUCUAAUAUCUUGUUUGGUCAAGAUUCGUUCUUUACUUUUCCCACCUUUGAAUAUUUUUUCUUCCUAUUAUUGUAAGAUUCUAUUGAUAUUGUAAUGAUAUUUGGUUUGUGAAGUAUAAUAGCACAUGUGUAAUUACUAUGU
This is a messenger RNA of Cuscuta europaea, 4320 nucleotides long. The record is from the annotation of a GenBank genome assembly. Lineage: Eukaryota; Viridiplantae; Streptophyta; Magnoliopsida; Solanales; Convolvulaceae.